Molecule: messenger RNA, 1107 nt
Organism: Metarhizium album ARSEF 1941
Lineage: Eukaryota; Fungi; Ascomycota; Sordariomycetes; Hypocreales; Clavicipitaceae
Exons: 3
Coding region: 1-1107 (368 amino acids)
Source: RefSeq, a predicted model, not a curated record
AUGAAGAGGAGGGCCCUUGCCCUCACGCUGCUGGCGGCCCUCAGCCUGGGCAACACGAAGGCCACCAUGCCCGUUUCCGCACCAAACGAGCUCGCCAAACGGUCCCCCGUGGCCGUCGACAAGGGCGAAAACACAGAAAUGUGGUGGGAGCUCGAGACGCGGCACUACGAGAAGACCAACAUGACGCUCCAUCUCGCCCGCGCGCUCAACAGGAUGCACGCCGCGCCCAACUGGUCCCAUCACGACACAUCCAGCGCCGGCCUCACCAGCCUCGAGUUCUGCGCAUACAUCCGCGGCCUGGCCUGGAUGCUGUCCAUGUCCACCGAGGACAUUGACGCCCUGCCCCGCGAGGACCCAAACGUUGUUCUCAACAAAGUCCCCCUGCAAAAAGGAAGCCUGGUACGCCUCCUCCGCACCAUGACGCUCCUAGAAAAGUUCCUCUCCAUCCUCGAGGUCCAGCUGUGGGAGACGUCGGCCCCCGGGCCACAAGCCCAGAUGCGAAUAGCCCACUGCUACACAGACUACGCCGUCCAGACGCGGCAGUGGCUCGGCAGCCUCCAAGACCAAGCAGGCCGCUUUGAUCCCUCCAGCGCCGCGAGAUGCCUCGUCUCCUCCCGCCUCAACCUCCUCUACAGACAGCACUCGACUGACCGCGCUUUCGGCCCCCAGGACGUCGCCAUGAGACUCUACGCCCGCGAGUCCUUCCAGGCCCCCAUGUACCGCGCCCAGGAGCUGCUCACCGAAAGGUUCGCCAAGUCCCCCCCCGCGUGGUGGAAUCCCGCCCUUGACGUCCCCGAGCCAGGCGAGCCGCUCAGGCGCUACCUGCUGCGCCAGGAAACAGUCUUCAAGCCUCGCAUGAAGCACGCGCGGUUCGAAGAGGCCGUCCGCGCCUGGGGGUGUGCCUCGCCCAACGAUUCCCGCGGCGUCUUCGACCUGCGCGCCAUGCGGACGGAGAGGAGGCUGGCCGACAGGGUGACGCUCUGGCACGACUUGUCGCACGACAGUAAAAUACGCCAGUUUUACAGCGAGAUAGAGCACGGCACCGUGGCGAACUACGCCGAUGACUUGGAGAAAAUGUCCCGCCGUCGGGGCCAUGGCGCGGAAUGA